UCCAGCAGACGGCUGCUCCGCACACGUGUGUGAGAGAGGGAGGAAGGAAGGACAGACGCAGAUCAAGGUGAGAGAGAAGCAAAGUGACUUGCAGAUGUAUCACAGAGGACAGCAGCUAACAAACUAGCAGCAACACUUAGUCUAAACAGACAUAGCAGAAAGUGCCUGAACAGUGACAGAGAACAGGGAGGAAAAAGGACUUCCAGCAACCUUGUGAUCUUGUCCCCAACACCUGGAGUAUCUGACCUCCGAAAUGUCUUUUGCAAUGCUGCGCCAUGCCCCCCCUGCCCGCUUCCGGUACCCUGAGAUCAGCAUGCUAUCAGAUGAUGAGGACAGUGGCAGUGACAGUUCGGGAUGCGGUGACAAAUCUUUUCUUCAUCCAUCUGACAGAGGGGGCAAGAGUGGGGACAAGAAAUGCCCACGCUUGCACAGAGAGCCUCGCCAACGCCACACGGCCAACGCCCGAGAGAGGGACCGCACCAACAGCGUCAACAGCGCAUUUACCGCCCUCCGUACGCUCAUUCCAACAGAACCAGCAGACAGAAAGCUCUCUAAAAUAGAGACUCUGCGCCUGGCAUCCAGCUACAUCUCUCAUUUGGGCAAUGUUCUGUUACUUGGGGACACAUGUGGAGAUGGACAACCCUGUCACACCAGCACACCUUACUACCAACAUCACCCUACGACAACCAGCCCCAAACACAGAGAAAGUGAGCAGGGUCAGCCAAAGCAGAUCUGCACCUUCUGCCUCAGCAACCAGAGAAAACUGGGCAAAGAUAGAGAACGGAAAACAGCAAUAAGGACCUAACAAGAGGAGCGGCAGACACAACCAAUCAGCUGCCAGGGAUAUGAACCACUGCAGGACCCCCCAAUCCUUACAUGAGGGGCUGAGCGGAGAAGCCACAUAGGGCAGACACAAGAGGAGAGACAAUGUCAGCUGAGACAGGACUGGCCUGUCACUCCCUCCUCUCAUCUGCCGGCUCUGAUAUGGCAUUGUUAUCCCAGGGACAUCUGAGUACCACGGUAGCACCGCAAGAUCGUGGGAUUGAAACUCAGUAACCUAUCUCAAGCACAGCAGUGAAGUAAUAUGAACUCCUGAGCUGCCCACCUGACGCAGGAUUGCCGCAGUGCAGGAGAUAUGUAAAGGACAAGACUGGAGCAGCGAGCCCCAACCUCAAAUCUGUAUUUUAUUAUUUAAUGUUGUCUGAUUUUCUUAAACUAUUAAUAAAGAUUCCAGGGCUAAGCUCUAAUUAAAAUGAAA
Bombina bombina (fire-bellied toad) is the source of this 1258-nucleotide messenger RNA. RefSeq names its product scleraxis bHLH transcription factor (gene SCX). The record is from RefSeq and is a predicted model, not a curated record. NCBI's taxonomy places the organism in Eukaryota, Metazoa, Chordata, Amphibia, Anura, Bombinatoridae. Gene Ontology annotation, biological process: regulation of transcription by RNA polymerase II; developmental process. Bases 254 to 805 code for a protein of 183 amino acids. Gene Ontology annotation, molecular function: DNA-binding transcription factor activity, RNA polymerase II-specific; protein dimerization activity; RNA polymerase II transcription regulatory region sequence-specific DNA binding. The transcript has 2 exons.